Nycticebus coucang (slow loris) is the source of this 317-nucleotide messenger RNA. Its product is annotated as metallothionein-1E-like. Gene Ontology annotation, molecular function: metal ion binding. The record is from RefSeq and is a predicted model, not a curated record. The transcript has a single exon. NCBI's taxonomy places the organism in Eukaryota, Metazoa, Chordata, Mammalia, Primates, Lorisidae. The coding region runs from base 67 to 252 and encodes 61 amino acids.
GCCUCCCGCCCUUCUCACCAACUCUUUGCCUGUCGCCUCAGAACUGCGGCCUCACCCAGGCUCAAAAUGGACCCCAACUGCUCCUGCGCUACUGGUGGCUCCUGCAGCUGUGCUGGCUCCUGCAAAUGCAAAGAUUGCAAAUGCACGUCCUGCAAGAAGAGCUGCUGCUCCUGCUGCCCUGCAGGCUGUGCCAAGUGUGCCCAGGGUUGCAUCUGCAAAGGGGCAUUGGAGAAGUGCAGCUGCUGUGCCUGAUUUCAAAAUAGCCCUGCUCCCAGAUGUAAAUAGAUGCGUGUACAAACCUGGAUUUUUUUUUUAUA